Molecule: messenger RNA, 3458 nt
Organism: Scaptodrosophila lebanonensis
Lineage: Eukaryota; Metazoa; Arthropoda; Insecta; Diptera; Drosophilidae
Gene: Su(var)3-3
Product: possible lysine-specific histone demethylase 1
Exons: 5
Coding region: 142-2880 (912 amino acids)
Biological process (GO): regulation of DNA-templated transcription
Cellular component (GO): nucleus
Molecular function (GO): oxidoreductase activity; protein binding; flavin adenine dinucleotide binding
Source: RefSeq, a predicted model, not a curated record
AUUCAUAUCAAAUUUGUUUAGGCGUAGUUAGCGCCCAGAUAUUUGCAAUAUUUCCGAAUUAAGGUUGUGUCGAGUGUCAAUAAUUUGUAUGAGAAAAAGUGGAAAAUCAUUUAAUUCAGUUGUUGCUGUUGCCUACCUGCAAUGAAGUCGACGCAGUCUGUUGGCAAUGCCAGCAAAUUAUUCGAGCCCAUCGAAUAUGUCACAAUUAGCGAUGAUUCUGACGGCGAGCCAUCGCCGAAACGAACUACGGCAGCACCAACGGCAGCAGCACCUUCUGGCAGGGAAGCGAAAACCAAAUUCGAUGACGACUCCAAUGACGCGCCGGCAACUAGCGAUGAGCGACGCACAAGCAGACGCAAUAAGCCCAAGGUGGACUACACUAACAAGCAAAGUGCUGCCGGGGCCACUGAUAAUGGAUCCAGUGAAAAAUCCACCUCUAACUCAUCUGCACCCAGUUCCAGCGGCGUGGCGGAUAAACGAAAUCAUCAUUCGCAUGGCGAGCAUCGCACCCGCAAGUCGGAGGCUGCUCAUCAUCAGACCACCUCCACUCGCAGUUCUAUGCAAAAGGAUACGACGGCGGCAGCUGCAACAGCAACGCUCGCGUCCAAUUCAGCAGCGGCGCCCACGGCCAAUGGCGAUUCUCGUGAGGUGAACACGCCCACCCCACUGUCCGGCCAGGAGGGUGCCGUAUUUCAAUCGCGGUUACCCUUCAGUAAAAUGACACCCAACGAGGAGGCCUGCUUUCCCGAUAUAAGUCGCUCAGGCAUCCUGGGACACCGUGUCUUUCUAAACAUACGAAAUAGUUUGCUACAUAUGUGGGUGGACAAUCCAAAGCUACAGCUUACCUACGAGAAUGCGCUCAAAAAUCUAUCGCCGCCGUUCGACAGCGAACCGAAUCUGGUGCGACGCGUGCACUCGUUUCUGGAGCGUCACGGCUUCAUAAACUUCGGCAUAUUUAAGCGUCUGCGCGCCAUACCCACAAAAAAGUUGGGCAAGGUGAUAGUCAUUGGUGCCGGCAUUUCUGGUCUGGCUGUGGCCCAGCAACUGCAGCAAUUCGGAAUGGAUGUGAUUGUGUUGGAGGCACGCGAACGUGUCGGCGGUCGAAUUGCCACCUUCCGCAAAAACAGCUACAUUGCUGAUUUGGGUGCUAUGGUCGUUACCGGUGUCUAUGGCAAUCCUAUGACCAUCCUGAGCAAGCAAAUUGGUAUGGAUCUGGUGCCCAUACAACAAACGUGUCCCCUCUACGGUCCUGAUGGUAAGCCGGUGCCGAAGGAGAAGGAUGAUGUGAUAGAGCGCGAAUUCAACCGACUGUUAGAGUCGGCCAGCUAUCUAUCGCAUCGCCUGGACUUUAACUAUGCUGGCAAUUGUCCUGUAUCGCUGGGCGACGCCCUGGAAUGGAUCAUCAAUAUGCAAGACAAGGCUGUGCAGGAGAAACGCGCCCUCCAUAUGAACGAUAUAAUUGUGGCGCAAUCGAAAAUCAUUGAACAUCGCAAGCGUCUUAAGCUGAUCAAGGAUAAAAUUUCUGCUUUGAAGCAGGACUACAACACACAGGUCCGCCAACGCUUGCCCAAGAACGCAGACAGUGACAUGACCUAUGCGCGCCAAGAAUACAAUAUACGCAAUACACAAAUCAAGCUGGAGAACAUCAUAAAGGUGUACGAGGAAAUGCGCAGUCAGGGCCACAAGCUGGAGAGCAAACUGCACGAAUUGGAACAAAAUGGACCCAGUGAUGUGUACUUGUCCUCUCGAGAUCGACUCAUCCUGGACUGGCAUUUUGCCAACCUUGAAUUCGCCAAUGCUACGCGUUUGAACAAUUUAUCGCUUAAGCAUUGGGACCAAGAUGACGAUUUCGAGUUCAUUGGCCACCACACAACAGUCCGAAAUGGUUACUCCUGCGUGCCGGUAGCGCUUACCGAAAAUCUGGACAUACGCGUGAAUAGCGCUGUCAAAGAGAUUAAGUACAACAACAAGGGCGUCGAAAUUGUAGCCGAAAAUGUCAAGACAUACAAUUCAUUGAUGACCUACAAAGCGGAUUUGGUUGUUUGCACGUUGACGCUGGGCGUGCUCAAGGUGGCUGUGGCCCACGAGGAAUCGCAGCAAGGCAAUACAGUGAAGUUCGACCCACCGCUACCAGACUGGAAGCAACAAGCCAUACGUCGCCUGGGUUUUGGCAAUUUAAACAAAGUGGUGCUCUGUUUUGAUCGCAUUUUUUGGGAUCCCAAUGCCAAUCUUUUCGGUCAUGUAGGCAGUACAACCUCUAGUCGCGGUGAAAUGUUUCUUUUUUGGAGCAUAAGUUCUUCGCCGGUCCUGUUGGCGCUCGUUGCCGGCAUGGCUGCUAAUAUAGUAGAGAGUGUAACAGACGAUAUCAUAAUCGGACGCUGUAUGUCGGUGCUGAAGAACAUUUUUGGCAAUGCAGCUGUUCCCCAACCAAAGGAAACUGUUGUCACCCGCUGGCGGAGCGAUCAAUGGGCCAGGGGCUCUUAUAGUUAUGUAUCCGUUGGUUCCUCUGGCAGUGACUACGAUUUACUGGCCGCUCCCGUAAUUCCACCCACCUCUAUUGAACCACACCCAACCAAAGAUUCCGAAGAACUGCCCCGUCUGUUCUUCGCCGGCGAACACACUAUCCGCAACUAUCCGGCCACUGUGCAUGGCGCCUAUUUAAGUGGACUGCGUGAGGCUGGACGGAUUGCUGACUACUAUUUGGGCUAUCCGGAAGGCACUCCUUCUGACAUUGGCUAUUCUGUGGUCGAUGCAGCCAAUUCUGUGUGCGUGGGAAACGUUGUAAAGCUGCGCGACCUUUCGCCACAUCUCUCCGAUUCGCCAUCGUCAAAGAAGUCAGAGGAGAAUUCAAAUACUGCCGAUUCCGUAGAGAUGGAGUAGAUUUAUCUAACCUUACCUUACUUUAAUUCAAACACUUAGAUCAAUUCUUAUAGUCAACAAUCAGAGUUCCAUUGUGCAUACUCCCCAAUUACGUUUUAUUAACAUUUCAUUGAAUUCCCUAUGAAACAAAACUAAUUCAAUUAGGCACUAGACUUAAGCAAUUGUAAAUACCCAAGACUAUGGCCAGAGAUAAUUCAGGAAUCUCGGCUAAUCCCUAUUUAUAUUAAUUCGUAAUAGUUUAGCUAAGUCUCAAUAAUUGCACAAAGUAUGUAAUAAUAUUAAGAGUCGUUUUAUCCAAUGAUAAUUGACCCUAAGCUGCACAUAAACUGAAAGAUCUUGCAAUUCUCUAUGCGGGCUUAUUAUACGAGAAAACGACUCUACCGAUUGUAAAGCCAUCAACCAAUUGUAAUUGUAAGCGGCAGUGAACCAUCUGAGCUAACAUUGUCAGUGCCAAGUCUGCUGAGCACAGUGAUUGCUGCCAUCUGAAUUUGUGAAAAUUUAUUAUGUGUUUAAGACAAUAAACAAUACGAUUAUGUAAACGCAGAAAUGCCGCAGAAAUAAACACAAUUGCAAACAUU